AUGGGCCCCAACGAGAGACAAGACCAUGGGAUAGAAACAUUAUCAAUCGACUCCCCAACCCACAUCGCCCUCGAAUACCCCGAAGGCGGCCUAGCCGCGUGGAUCGUGGUCGCCGGCGCAUCAAUGAUGCUAGCCUGCACAUUCGGCAUGAUGAGCACAGUGGGGGUGCUGCAAUCGCACUGGGAAACGCACCAGCUAGAAGGCUACAGCUCAAGCACAAUAGGAUGGAUACCGUCUGUUUUCAUAUUCCUGAACCUAGUGCUAGGCCUACAGAUCGGGCCGAUGUUUGAUCGGUACGGGCCGCGAUGGAUUAUGCUCGUUGGCUCUGUCCUCUAUACGCUCUCUAUAUUUCUUCUUGGGUCUUGUGAGAAGUAUUACCAGUUUAUGCUAUGCUUAGGUGUGCUUGGGGGAGGGGGCAGUGCGCUUGUUUCGACGCCUGGCAUGGCGAUUUUGUCGCAUUGGUUUUGUCGAUGA
Penicillium soppii is the source of this 474-nucleotide messenger RNA. RefSeq lists its product as uncharacterized. Lineage: Eukaryota; Fungi; Ascomycota; Eurotiomycetes; Eurotiales; Aspergillaceae. Gene Ontology annotation, cellular component: fungal-type vacuole membrane. The transcript has a single exon. Gene Ontology annotation, molecular function: transmembrane transporter activity. The record is from RefSeq and is a predicted model, not a curated record. Bases 1 to 474 code for a protein of 157 amino acids. Gene Ontology annotation, biological process: transmembrane transport.